AUGAUCGUUGUGUUUCUGAGUGGUGCUGUUGGCUAUGCAACCUAUACCGACUGGCACUAUAGAACGACGGCUUCCCUCAAUAAUAAUGAAACUGACCCGGCAACAACCCAAGGACAUACUGACCGUGGUGGCCUUUGGAUGGAGUUUUCCCUACGAAGAACCUGGGCACAGCUGAUGACCGCACCAAAGUCCAACCUUCAGCGAGAUUUUGCCUUCGUUGAAAUCUUUCGCAUGCUGUCGGUGUUGAUCAUUCUUGCCAUUCACGUGUCCAUGUGCUUUACGGCGGGACCGACGGCAAACAUGCGUCCCUUGGAGGAAUUUUACGGAUUAAAGCUCUCACUGAUCGCCGUUAGUGUGUUUCCCUUUCAGGUGCAUACAUUUUUCACGAUCAGUGGUGUCAUGUUGGCCGUACAUUUUCUCGAAUAUGCCUCUUCCAAGGCGAACCGCAUCGGUUGGUCAUUCUUGUGGAAGGGUAUUGUAAUGCGUUAUAUUCGGAUCUUUCCCGUCCUGUUCGUGGUGUGGUUGUAUCAGGUGUCCUGGUUUGAUUGGUUUGCACGCGGACCGGGUGACUAUAGGUACUUUGGCCUCGAGAAGGACAACUGCCGAACGAAUGGAUGGCUUAACUUUUUGUUCCUCAACAACUACUUUAAGUAUAGCAACAUGUGUAUGCAACAAACCUGGCACCUGGCAGCCGAUUUUCAGUUCUUUCUUGCCGGACUUCCCUUGCUGAUGCUGAUCAACCGUCAUCCUCGAUUGCUUUGGCCGCUAUUAACUAUCACAACAAUCUUUUCGUUUGGAGCUCCGAUCGUCAAUCUUUACCGCCAUAAACUGCCUGGAGUCAUCCUAACUAACUUCAAGCAACUUCGUUUCGUGUUCUACGCUCAUCCUGCUCUCAAGAACGACUACAUGCUAUCACACCCGCACACCUGCAGUUACUUCAGUGGGCUGUUUGCUGGUUUAGCGUACCAUCGCUAUCGUACGGCUGUGGUUCCUGUUCUGGCUAGUGGAAACAUUGCAUGGCUAUUCAAAUGGGUGCCACCGACGAUGGUCGUACUGCAAGCCAUAUUUUCACCAUUGUUCUAUGGCUUAGACUACAGUGAACCGAUGCUUUGGAAUGCCGUCUACGGUGCGAUCCAUCGCUGUUGUUGGGGUGCCAUGUGUGCGACGGGCAUUCUGUACGGUGCAACGGCGUAA
Messenger RNA from Anopheles marshallii, 1194 nucleotides. RefSeq names its product O-acyltransferase like protein-like. The record is from RefSeq and is a predicted model, not a curated record. Gene Ontology annotation, molecular function: acyltransferase activity, transferring groups other than amino-acyl groups. The coding region runs from base 1 to 1194 and encodes 397 amino acids. The transcript is spliced from 4 exons. Lineage: Eukaryota; Metazoa; Arthropoda; Insecta; Diptera; Culicidae.